Emiliania huxleyi CCMP1516 is the source of this 525-nucleotide messenger RNA. RefSeq lists its product as hypothetical. The transcript has 2 exons. The record is from RefSeq and is a predicted model, not a curated record. NCBI's taxonomy places the organism in Eukaryota, Haptophyta, Isochrysidales, Noelaerhabdaceae. The coding region runs from base 1 to 525 and encodes 174 amino acids.
AUGCUGCUCGCCGUCCCCGCUCUUUCGACAUCCGCCUUCGUUUCUGCCCAGCGGCCCGCCCUUUGCGGACGCGCACGAACCUGCUCGCCGUCGCUCAAGAGCGAGUCGGACCGGUAUUCGUUUGCCGACCCGACGGUGAUCCUCAAUUCCUUCUUCAAGAAGACGCCGGCUCUCGGCGCUCAGAAGUACUACACCGGCCUGCAGACAGACGCCACCACGGGUGCCGAACCGAGGCCCGCCGAGCCAGCUGCCGAGGAGGCGCUGGACCUCGUGUCUGAUUCGUGCAUCGACUGGGGUGCACUCUCGCCGCGCGAGGUGGCCGCUGCGUUCGUGAUGCUCAAAGGCGGGCGGAAGCAGGAGGCUGAGUCGCUGCUCGUGUCUGUGCUGGCGGAGCUGCGCCAGAUGAGGGACGCGUCGCAGGCGUGGGCGGCGGAUGACGAGGCGGAGGUGUCCGCAGCCUUCUUCGAUGGCGGCCGCAAGCCCGAGUCCGACCCGUCCAAGGCCAAGUACUACACGGGGCUCUGA